This is a messenger RNA of Coccinella septempunctata (seven-spotted ladybird), 819 nucleotides long. RefSeq lists its product as uncharacterized. NCBI's taxonomy places the organism in Eukaryota, Metazoa, Arthropoda, Insecta, Coleoptera, Coccinellidae. The record is from RefSeq and is a predicted model, not a curated record. The transcript has a single exon. Bases 1 to 819 code for a protein of 272 amino acids.
AUGGAAACAUUAAUCACGGAUCUUAACCUUAACAUAAUGAACAAUGGACAAGAAACACGUUUCGAUGCCCAUACGGGAGAAUCAUCAGCAAUCGACCUCUCACUUUGCUACCCUGCACUGUCAGUCACAUUCGACUGGGAAGUACUUCCCUUCCUGUAUGGCAGUGACCAUUUCCCAAUAGUUAUCACGAACAACGAAACUGAAACAAAUACUACCCCAGUUAUGAAAGGGCGCCUAAAAUCGGCGAACUGGUCUAAAUUCACAUCACACAUUGAAGAGAAAACGGACGAACUCUUUGGGAAUACACUAGAUUCUGAAAACAUCGAUGAACUUGUCGACAAAUUCACCAACAUAAUAUUAGAGUCCGCCAACCUCCACGUCCAAAAGAAACAGAUGGUAAGCGGACAUCAUCCGGUGCCAUGGUGGACACCAGAAUGUGAUAAGGUUAUCAAAGAAUCCAAAAGUGCUUUCAACAAAUUCAAAAGAUCUAAAACCGAGGAGAAUUGCAUUGAAUACAAACGCCUCAGAGCUAGAGCUAGAUUCAUCAUGAAAAAAAGCCGUAGGGAAUCCUGGACCGAGUUCGCAUCUAACAUCAACAGUUCAACUCCAAUAAGCGCUGUAUGGAAUAGUAUCAAAAAAAUCUCACGAAUAAAAGGCAACAAAAGAAUAUCUAAUUUGAUCUAUAAAAACAAAACUAUAUCUCGAACUGCUGACAUGGCCGAAGCACUAGCAUUCAAUUACCAACGACACUCUCAAAGUAGUAACUACCCAAAAGAAUUUAUGAAUAUCAAGAGAAGAAAACAACCCAGUGGAAUUUGA